AUGUCUCAAGACAUACAAACUCAGAACUCAUAUAGUGAUGAAUUAUAUUCUUCACAAAUUUAUUCCACACAACAACCACAACAACCACAACAACAACCACAACAACAACAAUCAACCUUUUCAUCACAACAAAGUCAAAGUUCAUCAUAUGAUUUCAUAUAUUCUACACCACAAAUUCAUUCUCAAAAUUCUCAAAAUUCUCAAUUCUCCCAAAAUCCAUUAUAUGAUGAUUUUAUCCAUUCUACACAAAACUCAUAUUCACAAAGAGUAUCCUCACAAAGAUCAUAUUCACAAAAAUCUUCCUCUUCACAGAUUUCAUUUUCACAAAUCCCAUCCUCACAAAUUCAAUCUUCACAAAUUCCAUCUUCACAAAUUCACUCUUCACAAAUUCCAUCUUCACAAAAUCAAUCUUCACAAAAGUCACAAUUCUCAUUUUCACAAAUUCCUUCUUCUCAAAUUCCUUCUUCUCAAAAACGUUUCUUUCAAUCUCAAAAUGAUGAUUUCGUUCCCUCUUCGCAAGUAACAUCUUUACAGGAUAUAUGUUUACCUCAACCAAUACAACAACAACAACAACAACAACAACAACAACAACAACAACAACAACAACAACAACAACAACAACAACAACAACAACAACAACAACAACAACAACAAUGUCAACCACAACAACAACAAACACAACAACAACAACAACAACAACAACAACAACAACAACAACAACAACAACAACAACAACAACAACAACAACAACAACAAACACAACAACAACAACAACAACCACAAGAAGAUGAUGAUGACUAUGAUGAUUAUGAUGGUUAUGAUAAUUAUGAAGAUUUCGUAUAUAAUGAAGGAGAAGAAGGAGAAGAAGAUUAUGAAGAUUAUGAACAAGAAAAUGAUGACGAUGAUGAUGAGGAUGAGGAUGAUGAUGAUGAUGAUGACGAUGAUGAUGAUGAUGAGGAGGAGGAGGAAGAAAGUCAACAACAACAUAUAAGAUCACGUGCAUUACAAUCAAGAUCAUCACAAUCCAGACCUUUAUUGAGAUCAGGUUUUAAAUCACCAAUUUCAAGACUAUCCCAAACAAAAACAUCACCUGAAUAUAUUUAUAUUUCAUCUCAAUCAAAUACCCAUACAAAUCAAUUAGGUCAAUCAUCACAACAAACAAACUCUCCAAAUGUACAUUUCAAUUCAUUACAACAAAAAAAAAAACAACAACAACAACAACAACAACAACAACAACAACAACAACAACAACAACAACAACAACAACAACAACAACAACAACAACAAUCUCAACAAAUAAUAGGAUCACAAUCAUCACAAUCAUCACAACUUCCACCAACACAACCACCAGUUGAGGUUCCAGUUAAUUUAGGAAGGCUAAUACCAAUUAAUGCAUCACAUAUUCCAAUUAAUCUUAAUCUUAAACGAGAAGAUAGAAUUGUAGUUGGAAGAAGUAGUUCAUGUGAUGCAAGAUUAAUUGAUAAUUAUUUAACAAUUAGUGGUAAACAUUGCGAAAUCUAUAGAGCUGACAAUUUAACUUGUUUAAAGCAUAUACCAUUGUGUAAGGAUAAAACAGAUUGUCAUAAAAACUUUGGCAUGCUUAUUGUUCAUGAUAUAAGCUCUAAUGGUUCAUAUAUCAAUGGCGAAUUAAUUGGUAAUGGUAAGACUAGAAUACUUAGAUCAGAUGACAUUUUGUCUCUUGGCCAUCCAAGUGGUGAUUUAAAAUUCAUUUUUGAAAGUGAAUUUCAAUUCAACUUUAUUUUGGAUAUAAAGGAUAACGUCAAUAAUCUCAAUGAAAAUCUGGAUUAUAAAAAACUAAGGACUGCCUAUGAUAAUGCAAGAAUUGAAAAUAAAAAUUGUGCAUUAAGAGAUUAUUACUUUGUAAAAGAAAUAGGAUCUGGUGGUUAUGGUAUCGUUUAUGAAGGCCUAUACAAAUUAAAUGGUAAAAGAGUUGCUAUCAAACAUAUUGACCUUCUAAAGAAUGGCUCUACCAGUAAAUCUAUGGAAUUGGUUUCAAAAGAAUACAAUGCCCUCAAGAAUAUAAAACAUAGAAAUGUUAUUGAAUUUUUUGAUAUUGUUUUUUCAAGUACCGAUUGCUUUUUUAUUGUUGAACUAGCAACUAAUGAUUUAUCAAAUUUACUUAGAAAAAGAUGUGUUGAUGAAGAUGAUAUAAAAAGAAUAUGUAAACAAUUAUUACUAGGUUUUAACUAUCUUCAUAAUUUAGGCAUUGUUCAUAGAGAUUUAAAACCAGAGAAUAUUUUAUAUAAUGAAUUUAAACAAGGAUUUUCAAUCAAAAUUACAGAUUUUGGUUUAUCUUCUUUCGUUGAAGAAUCUCAAUAUCUUCAAACUUUUUGUGGUACACCACUUUUCUUUGCACCUGAAGUAAUUGCAAACAAUUUCUUUUCAAAUGGUUAUGGUAAAUCUUGUGAUUUAUGGUCAAUCGGUGUAACUUUAUAUUUAUCAUUAUGUAAAUAUAAACCAUUUAUUGUUGAUUGCAGAGAUUUAUACCAUUCAUUUAUAAAUGGUAACCUUGGCUUCACAUCAAAGAAAUGGGCAAAAAUUUCAAACUAUGCUAAAGAUUUAGUGAGAAGAUUAUUAGUGAUUGACCCAGAACAUAGAAUAACAAUCAAAGAAGCUUUGAAUCAUCCAUGGUUUACACAAGAUCGUCGUUUUUUUAAAAAAUAUCCAAAACACUACAAAAGCAGAGCACAACCAAAAACUCAAUUCUUUGUUGAAUGUUUCAAUGUAUAUUAUGAUCUUAAAAGUGAAACUGGAUUCAUCUGUUUUAGAGAACACUUUGAUAACUUAGAAACCAAUUAUGCUUUGUUCAAACAAAAUUUCGAUAAUAAUAAUAAUAAUAAUAAUAAUAAUAAUAAUAAUAAUAAUAAUAAUAAUAAUAAUAAUAAUAAUAAUAAUAAUAUUAAUAAUAAUAAUAAUAAUAUUAAUAAUAAUAAUAUUAAUAACAACAAUAACAAUAAUAAUAAUAAUAAUAAUAAUACUAAUACUAAUAAUAUUAAUAAUAAUAAUAAUAAUUAUAAUAAUAGUCAUAAUCAUAAUAAUAAUAAUCAUAAUCAUAAUCAUAAUCUUAAUAAUCAUAAUCAUAAUAAUAAUCAUCAUCAUAAUCAUAAUCAUAAUCAUAAUCAUAAUCAUAAUCAUAAUCAUAAUCAUAAUCAUAAUCAUAAUCAUAAUCAUAAUCAUAAUAAUCAUAAUAAUAAUAAUAAUAAUAAUAAUAAUAAUAAUAAUAAUAAUAAUAAUAAUAAUAAUAAUAAUAAUAAUAAUAAUAAUAAUAAUAAUAAUAAUAAUAAUAAUAAUAAUAAUAAUAAUAAUUACUAUAAUAAUAAUAUUAAUAAUAUUAAUAAUAAUAUUAAUAAUAAUAUUAAUAAUAAUAAUAAUUAUCACCAACAAUAUACUCAACAUACUACUAUGUAA
Messenger RNA from Dictyostelium discoideum AX4, 3429 nucleotides. RefSeq lists its product as hypothetical. The record is from RefSeq and is a predicted model, not a curated record. Gene Ontology annotation, molecular function: protein serine kinase activity; protein serine/threonine kinase activity; ATP binding. The transcript is spliced from 3 exons. Lineage: Eukaryota; Evosea; Eumycetozoa; Dictyosteliales; Dictyosteliaceae. The coding region runs from base 1 to 3429 and encodes 1142 amino acids.